This is a messenger RNA of Rosa rugosa (rugosa rose), 2622 nucleotides long. Its product is annotated as ribosome biogenesis protein bms1-like. NCBI's taxonomy places the organism in Eukaryota, Viridiplantae, Streptophyta, Magnoliopsida, Rosales, Rosaceae. The transcript has 12 exons. The record is from RefSeq and is a predicted model, not a curated record. Bases 1 to 2622 code for a protein of 873 amino acids. Gene Ontology annotation, cellular component: nucleus; 90S preribosome. Gene Ontology annotation, molecular function: GTPase activity; GTP binding; U3 snoRNA binding. Gene Ontology annotation, biological process: ribosome biogenesis; endonucleolytic cleavage of tricistronic rRNA transcript (SSU-rRNA, 5.8S rRNA, LSU-rRNA); maturation of SSU-rRNA from tricistronic rRNA transcript (SSU-rRNA, 5.8S rRNA, LSU-rRNA).
AUGAAGUUUCAUCCUUUAUCUUGGCAAACUGCUCAUCCUUAUGUUUUGGUAGAUCGUUUUGAAGAUGUCACUCCUCCUGAAAAUGUCCAUAUGAAUAACAAAUGUUUUAGAAAUGUCACACUCUAUGGUUAUCUGCGGGGUUGUAGCAUGAAGAAAGGAACAAAGAUUCAUAUUGCAGGUGUUGGUGAUUAUAAUGUUUCUGGUAUGACAGCCAUGACUGAUCCUUGUCCUUUACCCUCAGCUGCCAGAAAGAAGGGACUGAGAAACAAGGAAAAACUGUUUUAUGCACCCAUGUCUGGAAUUGGGAAUCUUCUGUAUGACAAAGAUGCGGUCUAUAUUAACAUAAAUGACCACUUUGUCCAGCACUCACAUGUUGAUGAUAAGGCGGAAGCAACAGACAUGGUUGCAAUUUAUAUUUAUUUACUUAUAAAUAUAUCACCGAGUGUUGCUCAAAGCACAAAAUAUUCGGUUGAUGAAAAGCUAGGGCAGGGUUCCAUUAAUCUUUUUAACCGGAAGCCUAACUUAUCGUUGGAAACUCAACGUGAUGGGAAGGAUACUAGUGAAUCUAGAGAACAGAUUUGCAUGAUAGAGAACUCAGAGGAUUGUCAGUCUGGAGAAGCUACCAAAGCUGAUGCUGCUGAUAUAUAUGUGCUGACCGAUAGUGAAUAUAGUGGAUCUGAUAGAGAAAAUUGUGAUGCAUCAUAUCAUGAUGCUACUCAUAAAGAUCAGUUGAAGAAAUAUGUUGACUUUCAUAAUGGAAGAUCAAGGAGAAAAGUCAUCUUUGGAAAUGGCUUUGAUGAUAAUGAUAUGAAGGACUCAAAUGAUGAGGCUGAAGUUGAGGAUGGGGAUGAAGACGACGACAACGACAACGAUGAUGUAGAUAAUUGUGCAUAUAGUGGUUCAGAGUCUUCAGGUGAAGAUGAUGGCAGGUUCAUGGAACAGAUGGUACAGUUAUUCACGAAUUUACAAGUUUGUUAUGACAUGGGAAACAUUGCAAAGUGGAAAGAGUCUUUGGCAGACAGGACUUUCUUGAAACAAACCACUAACCUUAUCCAACUUGUAUAUGGGAAAUCUACAUCAAUGUCAACUUCUGUCAAUGAAGAAAAUGAUAGUAGCGCCGAUGAGGAAAAAACAGAGAGUAUUCGCAAAAAUGAGGAGGACUGUUCCAAGUAUUAUUCAAAUUUCAAUGACUGGAAAAGGAAAGAAUGUGAAGAGAGUAUUCGCAAUCGUUUUGUCACUGGUGAUUGGUUGAAAGCUGCUCAAAGAAAUGAAACCACUGAGGAUAAUGAAGAUGAAGAUGUUGUCUAUGGUGACUUCGAAGAUUUAGAAACUGGUGAGAAGCAUACUAGGAAUACAAGCAAGGAAAAUGAUUUGACCAAAGAGGAGCGGAGGCUAAAAAAGCUUGUUCUUCAUGUAAAGUUUAAUGGUCAGUAUCCUGCACCUGAAAGAUCUAUUUCUGAGUCAUAUGCGAAGGAAUUUGUUAAUAAUUAUGGAGGCAAUUGUGGCCGAGUUCAAUCCGAAGGAAGUGAUUAUUUUGUUGAGACUAGGUUAAAACGGCAUAGAUGGCACAAGAAAGUUCUGAAGACUAGUGAUCCUAUCGUUGUUUCUAUUGGGUGGAGACGAUACCGAACAAUGCCAGUUUAUGCCAUUGAAGAUCGCAAUGGAAGGCAUCGCAGGCUUAAGUACACUCCAGAACAUAUGCACUGUCUUGCCAUGUUUUUGGGCCCUCUUGCCCCUCCCAAUAGUGUCAGUGGUGUGGUUGCUUUCCAGAAUUUAUCAAACAAUCAGGCAGCAUUUAGGAUCGCAGCAACUGCUGUUGUGCUCGAGUUCAACCACGCAUCAAAGAUAGAGAAGAAAGUCAAAAUGGUUGGUUAUCCCCGCCAGAUAUUCAACAAGACAGCACUAAUAGGAGACAUGUUCACGUCCAAUCUUGAAAUAGCUCGCUUUGAAGGUGGUGCUAUACGAACUCAGUGGUAUCCGGGGGCAGGUGAAGAAGAAAUUGGUAUCCAACAGAAAAAGAUGGGAGGAAAACCAGAAGAAGUGCUUGCUAGGUGCACCUUUGAGGACAAAAUUACGGGGAAUGACAUUGUUUUCCUUACUGGUUGGACACCAGUAGAAGUUCCUCAGUUUUAUAAUCCCUUGACAACAGCCCUACAACCUCGCGAUCAGGUCUGGCAAGGGAUGAAAACCACAGCUGAGCUGAGGAGAGAACACAAUCUUCCUAUUCCUGUUAAUAAAGAUUCACUUUACAAGCCAAUUGAAAGGAAGCGGAGGAAGUUCAACCCAUUGGUGAUCUCUAAGUCAUUGCAAACAGCUCUCCCAUUUGUUUCAAAGUUUAAGAACACACCCAGGAGAAGAAGGCCACCUAUUGAAAAUAGAAGAGCUGUUGUCAUGGAGCCUCGUGAACGAAGAGUUCAUACUAGUGUUCAACAGCUUGGUUUGAUUAGUAGUGACAAGAGAAAGAAGCGCAGGGCUAAGGAUGACAAGAAAAGAAGAGAGAUUGAAGAACGCAAAGCUAAAACCGAGCAGUUGUUAAGAAAGCGCCAGAGAGAAGAACGCCGAGAGAGAUUCCAAGUGCAUGACAGACUGAGGAAGAAAAUUAGGAGAAAUGCAGAGGACUGA